AUGAGCGACUACUCUUCAGGUUACAACUUUGGUGGUGCUGCUGCUGACUCGGGUAGCAAGAAGCAAGAAGUCAUGGACAAGGUUCGCAGCGAACUUGCCUUGGCUAACGCUCAAGAGCUUAUCAACAAAAUCAACGAAAAGUGCUACGAAAAGUGCGUUCCCAAGCCUGGCUCCAGCCUUUCCUCUGGUGAGCAAGCUUGCCUUUCCAAGUGCAUGGAUCGUUACAUGGAGGCCUGGAAUGUCGUUUCCCGCGCUUAUGUCUCGCGUAUUCAGCGUGAAUCUGCCAACCAAUCCUUUGGUGGAAGCAUGUAA
Messenger RNA from Lichtheimia ornata, 312 nucleotides. RefSeq lists its product as uncharacterized. The transcript is spliced from 4 exons. The record is from RefSeq and is a predicted model, not a curated record. Lineage: Eukaryota; Fungi; Mucoromycota; Mucoromycetes; Mucorales; Lichtheimiaceae. Bases 1 to 312 code for a protein of 103 amino acids.